AUGCAAACACGCAAUAGCAAUAGACCAUUGAUCAAUCAAGCGACCAUUAAUCAAGCAACCACUGAACGAGCGACCACGGACCGAAUAACCACUGAUCAAAAGACCAUUGACCGACCACCGACCGACCGACCGACUCAGCAAGUACCGCCAAUCCCGCCAGCUAAUCUCGCCAGCCCAUCUAGCCAGCCCCGCCCCGCGAUACCGCCAAUCAUUAUGAACAGCGACUUGGCGGACGAAGAGGCCCGGAUCCAGCGGGCUAUCGCUGAGCAAGAUGAGAGGAUUGCGGCCAUUUGGCGGCAGGCGGAGGAGGAGGGGGAAGAGAAGGAAGGAGGGGAAGGGGAGGACCUGGCGGAUGUGGAUACGGAUGCAGAAGGAGAAGAGAGUGCAGAAGGCGAAGGGAGUGAAGAGAGUGGGAGUGAGAAUGGAAGUGGCAGUAGCAGUGGCAGACACAGGCAGAGGGAGAGUAGGCAUGUGCACACGGAAAGAGGCCAUCUGUAUCGGACGACGCCAUUCCCAUCACCGCCUGCAUCUCCUCGACCACCCCCGCCUCCACCUCCACCUCCACGCCUACUACCGUCCUCCUUCGCGCUUACCGCAGACGAUCAUUACAAUUUCACUCGGCUGCCCGCGACGCCCGCUUACGGACAGGAUCCAGGUCGCGCACAAUCAGAAGGGGCCGUCUGUGCUGCUGCGGCCGUUGCAGCCGUUGCGGCUUCUGCGUCUGCGGCAGCUCCAAGGCAAGGUCGGGGUCGGGGUCGGGGUCAGGGUUUAAGUCUAGGGGCAGGUCCAGGUCCGGGUCCGGGUCCGGGUCUAGGUCAGGAUCACGGCCAUAGUCACAGCUACGGCCACGGCCACGGCCACGGCCACCAUCAACCAUUACCCGUCCCCAUCCCCUCUCGCCAGCGCAUCUCGUCCGUCUCGACGAUCCGCACCCGGCUGCCGCGACCGCCUCCGUCCGCAUCCUGCCCGCCGCCGCCGUCCGCAUCUUCCCCGCCGCCUCCGUCCACACCCCCCUCCCCGCCUCCGCGGCUCCGCCUCUUCCUCGAACGCCAGCAGCAGCGAUGGCACGCGAGAUGGCUGAUCUGGCGCCCGCGCAGCAGCCACGUCCAGAUCCUGAUAGGCGCGGUCGCCCGCGUAGCGCAGGCCCUCUAUGCCCUCGCGCAGGCGGCGCUGCAGGACGUCGGCCGCGACAUCCGCGACGCGUACUACGUCUUCGGGCCGCUGGGCCGCUGGGUCACGCGCGGCGUCGCCCGCCUGGUCUGGUUCGUCGUCAAGUACUUCUACCUGCUCGUCGUGCUCGGGUACGCCGGCUGCGUCGGCGUCCACCAGCUGCUGACGCGGGUGCCGGGCGUCCGCUGGGUGAGCUGGAUCGGCCUGCCGGCCUACGCCCUCGUCGUCGGGGGCCUCUGCGCCGUGCCCCUCGUCCCGAGCUGCGACCGCGGCCUGUUCCGCCUCUGCGUGAUCUACGCGCCGCCCGACCCCGCGGGCAGCCGGCCGCCCGCCCCCGGCGCGAUCCUCGAGCUGAACGCGACCCAGGCCCACACCCUGCUCCACGACUUUGAGAGCCUCGCCUCGGUCGAGUUCUGGGACCAGUCCCUGCAGCAGGCCACCGACCUCGAGAAGCUGGGCCGCGAGCUCCGCCUCCUGCGGGCCCCGUACCAGCGCCUGCACGCCUACUGGAAGUGGGAGCCCGACGUCAAGCUGGAGGCGCGCUACGCGGCCGCCAUCGAGCCGCUGGCCCUCGUCAUCGCGACGCUCGACAGCUCGGCCGAGGAUCUGAUCGUGUUCCAGUACCACGUCUCGACGGCGUACACCAUGAUCGAGACGACGCUGCGCUUCUUCCGCCGCCGCAUCGGGACGCUGGCGCCCGGCUGGUACGGCUUCCGCGGCAGCGCCGUCACGGCCUUCAAGACCGACUACGCCGCCUUCGCCACGGCCUCCAUCGACCAGAUCGACCGGCUGAUCGCCUUCAUCGAGGAGAUCAUCGACCUGCUCCUCCGCACCCAGACCACCCUCGACGCCCUCUCGGGCGUCAUGCAGCACAUCGCGCGCGACCGCCUCGAGGACUACCGCGCCCAGUGGUGGUGGACCCGCCUCUGGUGGAGCCGGCUGCACUCGGCCUACUCGCUCGAGGGCCGCGACAUGGAGAACGUGCGGGCCGCCAGCGCGACCACCAUCGAGAGCCUGACCCUGGCCCAGCACCACCUGCAGGACCGCAAGACGCGCUGGGUCGAGUUCUACAACGUGCUGGACAAGUCGACGGGGGAGCUCGAUCGGAAGGGCUACGAGUCGCUGGCCUUUCAGCUGAGCGUGCUGGAUGCCAUCUGGACGGAGUAUCGGAAGAGGAGUCGGUUGGCGUCGGAGAGGGUCACGAGUGCGUUGUUGGAGAAGGAGAAGGGGAGGAAGGGGGGGAGGAAGGAGAUUGGAGCGGGGAAGGUGGUUUUUUGA
Molecule: messenger RNA, 2448 nt
Organism: Drepanopeziza brunnea f. sp. 'multigermtubi' MB_m1
Lineage: Eukaryota; Fungi; Ascomycota; Leotiomycetes; Helotiales; Drepanopezizaceae
Source: RefSeq, a predicted model, not a curated record